Messenger RNA from Neomonachus schauinslandi (Hawaiian monk seal), 1386 nucleotides. It is a transcript of the gene HIBCH, whose product is annotated as 3-hydroxyisobutyryl-CoA hydrolase. Bases 93 to 1250 code for a protein of 385 amino acids. The transcript has 14 exons. Gene Ontology annotation, cellular component: mitochondrion. Gene Ontology annotation, biological process: L-valine catabolic process. NCBI's taxonomy places the organism in Eukaryota, Metazoa, Chordata, Mammalia, Carnivora, Phocidae. The record is from RefSeq and is a predicted model, not a curated record. Gene Ontology annotation, molecular function: 3-hydroxyisobutyryl-CoA hydrolase activity.
GCAGGGCGGCUGUGGGUGGGUCUGACGUGAGGCUACACGAGAUUCUCCUGUGCGCCGCUUUCUACUACUUUCGGCUCUCGGGUGUCUUUGCCAUGGGGCUGCAGCAGAUGUGGAGGCUCGUGUGGAGGUUUAAUUCAUUCAAAAGAACUGAUAUCAUACUGCAACAUUUGAGAAUGUCUAAGCACACGGAGGCAGCAGAAGUACUAUUGGAAAGAAAAGGUUGUGCAGGAGUGAUAACACUAAACAGACCAAAGUUCCUAAAUGCACUGAAUGUUAGUAUGAUUCGGCACAUUUAUCCACAGCUGAAGAAUUGGGAACAAGAUCCUGAAACUUUCCUGAUCAUUAUAAAAGGAGCUGGUGGAAAGGCUUUCUGUGCUGGGGGUGAUAUCAGAGCGAUCUCCGAAGCUGGAAAGGCAAACCAGAAGAUAGCUCAAGAUUUCUUUAGAGAAGAAUAUAUGCUGAACAAUGCCAUUGGUUCUUGCCAGAAACCAUAUGUUGCACUUAUUCAUGGAAUUACAAUGGGUGGGGGAGUUGGUCUCUCAGUUCAUGGGCAAUUCCGAGUGGCUACUGAAAAGUCUCUCUUUGCGAUGCCAGAAACAGCAAUAGGACUAUUCCCUGAUGUGGGUGGAGGUUAUUUCUUGCCACGACUUCGAGGAAAACUUGGUUAUUUCCUUGCAUUAACAGGAUUCAGGCUGAAAGGAAGAGAUGUGUAUGCAGCAGGAAUUGCUACACAUUUUGUAGAUUCUGAAAAGUUGGGCAUGUUAGAAGAAGAUUUGUUAGCCUUAAAAUCUCCCUCAAAAGAAAAUAUUGCAGAUGUCUUAGAUGCUUACCAUGCAAAGUCCAAGAUUGAUCAAGACAAGUCUUUUAUACUUGAGGAACACAUGGACAAAAUAAACAGUUGGUUCUCAGCCAAUACCUUGGAAAAGAUAAUUGAAAAUUUACAGCAAGAUGGUUCAUCUUUUGCCCUAGAACAGUUGAAGGUAAUUAGUAAAAUGUCUCCAACAUCCCUAAAGAUCACACUAAGGCAACUCAUAGAGGGGUCUUCAAAGACCUUGCAAGAAGUAUUAACUAUGGAAUAUCGGCUGAGUCAAGCUUGUAUGGGAGGCCAUGACUUUUAUGAAGGUGUUAGGGCAGUUUUAAUAGAUAAAGACCAGAGUCCAAAGUGGAAACCGGCUGAUUUAAAAGAAGUUACUGAUGAAGAUUUGAAUGAUUACUUUAAAUCUCUGGGAAGUAACGAUUUGAAAUUUUAAGGUGACUAGAUUUUUAAGGGAUUAUUUUGGAGCACGUGUCGGCAAACCAAAGUACAUGGGCCAGAUCCGGCCUGCUGCCUGUUGUUCAGUUUUCCACAAGCUAAGAAUGGUUUCUGCAUUUUUAAAUGGCUGAGGG